AUGGAGACAACCGAUUUGAAUGAAGCUUUUCAAACUGAUAAGCUCCACUUAAUUAUAGCAGGAGUGUAUCCUUUGGAGAAAACCAAUUACAAAAGGCUGCAUAAACUCAGCGCUAUGUUCAAUUACACUAUAUCUUGGGUACAAUUACUGUUGACAUUGACUUUUUCCAUUACCCAAUUGUCCAACCUGGUUAAACUCUCAGAAGCACUCCUAUUCAACUCAACUCAAAUAGCAUUCGUCUGCAAACUCUUGAAUUUCAAUCUGCAGCAUAGAAGCAUGCUCAAGCUGGAAGAGUUUUUGAGGCAACCAACGUUAACUAAAGUUACCGAAGAAGAAGACAAUAUCAUUAGACAUUACGUUAGAGGAGUUAGAAGAAUUGGCCUCAUAUUCAGGGUAUUAUGUGUAGUUGUAGUGAUAUUUUACGCCCUUUUUCCAUUGAUGGAUAGAAACCCUGAUGGGUCCAAAAAGUUGCCGUUGCCUAUAUGGCUUCCAUUUGAUAGCAACAAGUAUUAUCAUACAAUAUGGUUUUCCGAAGUUCUCAGUAUAGCGGUUGGGGCUUGGAUAAAUUCUAAUAUUGACAUUUUGAGUUAAACACUAAUGACAUUAGGUACUGCCCAAUUUGAGAUAUUGAAAAAUAGAUUGAGAAACUUAGUGAAAACGAGCAAUGAGUUUGUGGAAGAGGAUCUGGUUCUAGAGAAGAUGAAACAAUGUGUGAUACACUUCAAUGAUAUUAACAGGUUGAUCGAUUUGAUUGAAAAAACGCUUUCAAAUGGAAUAUUUGUUCAAUUUUUAUGCAGCGUGAUUUUUAUUUGCAUGACAGGAUUUCAGAUACUAGUAAUAUCCUUCAGAAGUAUGCAGUUCGUUCUUCUUCUAACUUAUUUCUGCUGUCUCACAUGUCAAGUGGUCAUGUAUUGCUGGUAUGGUCACAUUUUGAUGAAUAGUAGUGAAGACAUAGCUGAAGCCUGUUAUAUGACAGAAUGGUUCAACGGAACCCAAAAAAUUCAAAGGAUGUUUGUCAUUAUCAUGGAGAGGGCAAAAAGACCCGUGAAGCUGAGAGCCGCGAACUUCUUUUAUCUCAAUUUACAAACUUUAAUGGCAAUUUUGAGAUCAUCUUAUUCCUACUUUGCAGUCUUAUGGCAUAUAUACAGCAAUCAAUGAUAGUAAUUUCUAGUAUUCCAUCGUAUAUAGUCACCAAAUUCAAACGAUGACUUCAGAUUAGUUUUGAUUGAUAUUUGAAUACUAACU
This is a messenger RNA of Leptinotarsa decemlineata (Colorado potato beetle), 1245 nucleotides long. RefSeq names its product putative odorant receptor 85d. Gene Ontology annotation, biological process: detection of chemical stimulus involved in sensory perception of smell; sensory perception of smell. The record is from RefSeq and is a predicted model, not a curated record. NCBI's taxonomy places the organism in Eukaryota, Metazoa, Arthropoda, Insecta, Coleoptera, Chrysomelidae. Gene Ontology annotation, molecular function: odorant binding; olfactory receptor activity. Gene Ontology annotation, cellular component: plasma membrane.